AUGGGAAAUAAUCGUAGUAGUAACAGCCAAUCCUUUGUUGCCCGCCACAAGCCAUCCGUCCUUGUCUUGGCCUCGCAGGUCUCGGCUGCCUUCAUUCAUGCUCUCGUCAAGAUCCUCGAGACCGACGUUCAUCCGGUCGACCCAUUACAGAUCCUACAAGUUCGACUAUUCAUUACCGGCUGCGCUUGUACGUUCUACCUAUGGUACACGAAAGCGCCUGGCUUUCCCCUCGGCGACCGUGACCUCCAGUCGCUGCUGGGACUGAGAGCACUCGGCGGGGUGUGCGGUUCGAUUGGCUUUUAUUUCUCGAUACUCUAUCUUACUCUUGCUCAGGCAACAGCGCUCAAUUUUCUGGCGCCCUUAGGCGCCAUGAUACUGUCCAAGUAUUUGGAUUAUGCCACUUUUGGUUUUGUCGACCAGGCUGGAGCGUUAAUAGCCCUUGUCGGCGUCGUAUUGAUCGUGCAGCCGAAUACUGUGUUUGGGCUCCAGGACAAGUCAACGUUACCAGAAAAUUCCAGCAGUCAUGAGAUGAUACACAAUACCAUCAAGGGCGUUGCUUACAGUGCCAUGGGUGUUCUGGGCGGUAUUGAGUUCUUGCUUACGGCUGGAAUCGCGAGUGAUACAUCUAUUACGGCGACUGUUAUGAUAUACUCGCAGGUGCUCUGGGCUCUCGCACUGGAUCGCAUCGUCUGGCACAUAAGCAUAGACAUACUAAAGCUAGUGGGUAUCGGCAGUGUAAUGAGCAGUCUGCUAGCGAUAUCUCUUGCUAAGGAGACAGCUAGCCUCCGAGCUAGGGUCAGAGUGGACUACGAGGCAGUGCCAACUUGCAGCCAUCCUGGGGCGGGUAAUGAAGUAGACCUCGAGAUGCUGGGCAGAGCCGAGGAUUUUGAUGAAGUUUAG
Molecule: messenger RNA, 900 nt
Organism: Diaporthe amygdali
Lineage: Eukaryota; Fungi; Ascomycota; Sordariomycetes; Diaporthales; Diaporthaceae
Exons: 3
Coding region: 1-900 (299 amino acids)
Cellular component (GO): membrane
Source: RefSeq, a predicted model, not a curated record